Penicillium macrosclerotiorum is the source of this 1818-nucleotide messenger RNA. Its product is annotated as MFS transporter. The record is from RefSeq and is a predicted model, not a curated record. The transcript is spliced from 2 exons. Gene Ontology annotation, biological process: transmembrane transport. NCBI's taxonomy places the organism in Eukaryota, Fungi, Ascomycota, Eurotiomycetes, Eurotiales, Aspergillaceae. Gene Ontology annotation, molecular function: transmembrane transporter activity. The coding region runs from base 1 to 1818 and encodes 605 amino acids.
AUGUCCAAAGAAGAACUGGGGCCUAGAUUUCUCAGAUCGGACUCGACCUCAGAUUCCAGCAGCAAUUCGGGCGAAGAACCAGCAAGGACACGGGCUCGGAGCCAAAGCUUUACCGGGUCUAUCAAAUCCCGACUGAGAUCCAAAUCCAACCCAGAUGCACCGGAACUAAACCGAGUCUACUCUGGAAAAUACCCCGAUGAUAAUAACGCUUAUCACAGCCAUGAGAGCGACGACCUCGAGUUCUCAGACGACGCAUCCCAGGAGGCUUCUAAAGUGGACACAAUCCAGGAGGUCCGAGAUGGAAUUGUAAACGAACGAGACGUGGACCUAGAGCGCGGCACCCAGGUGCCAGGGGGAUUGGAAAAAACCAAGACUGCUCGAUCAAAUCGAUCUCGUCGGUCCAACCAGGAUGCGAAACUAGUCACAUGGGAAGGCCCUGAUGAUCCCGAAAAUCCAAAGAACUGGCCGAACAAGAAGAAAUGGGCGGCAACCAUCACUGUCUCCCUCUUCACUUUUAUUUCACCAGUGUCUUCGUCUAUGGUGGCCCCGGCACUAUCCAGUAUAGCAGCAGAUUUUCAGAUUCACGACGAGAUUGUGUCUCAGUUGACCCUAUCUGUCUUUGUCCUGGCGUACGCGGUAGGCCCUCUCUUCUUCGGCCCGCUUUCAGAAAUUUAUGGCCGAGUGAUCGUUCUUCAACUUGCAAAUUUAUUCUUCCUGGUGUUCAACAUCGGCUGCGCCGUAUCUCAGACUACAGUUCAAAUGAUUAUCUGCCGCUUUUUCGCGGGACUGGGAGGUAGCGCGCCGUUAGCAGUCGGCGGUGGUGUCCUAUCAGAUUGUUUCAGACCCGAAGAACGAGGUAAAAGUAUCGCAAUCUACAGUCUGGCUCCUCUUCUCGGACCUGCUCUAGGUCCCAUUGCAGGAGGAUUUAUCGCUGAGAAUACUACAUGGCGCUGGGUUUUCUACGCCACUUCGAUCACGGACGGUUUGAUUCAGCUCCUGGGACUCUUCUUCUUACGCGAGACAUACGGCCCACGCAUUCUCCGUGACCGAGCCAAACGUCUACGCAAAGAAACUGGCGACGAGUCAUUCCAGACAGAAGCUGAGCUUCAGAAGAAAUCGCUUGCUCAAGUUCUCCGUGUUUCACUAGUUCGCCCCUUCCGUCUUAUCCUUACUCAACCCAUUGUCCAAGUCCUCGCAUGCUAUAUGGCCUACGUCUACGGAAUCAUGUAUCUCGUCCUCUCUACCUUCCCCAGCCUCUGGACUAGCCCCGACUACUACAAUGAAUCCACUGGCAUCGGUGGCCUCAACUACGUCUCUCUCGGCCUGGGCUUCUGGUGCGGCUCGCAGAUAUGUGCCCCGCUCAACGACCGGAUCUAUCGUCGCCUCAAAGCCCGCAACAAUAAUGUUGGUCGCCCCGAGUUCCGUGUUCCUCUCCUGUGCAUCGCUGCCUUCCUGCUCCCCGCCGGCCUCUUUAUCUACGGUUGGACAGCCCAGUAUCACUGCCAUUGGAUCGCCCCAAAUAUCGGUGCCUUUCUCUUCAGCGCCGGUACCAUCAUUUCCUUCCAGUGCAUGCAGACAUAUAUGGUCGACACAUACACCCGUUUCGCCGCCAGCGCCCUCGCGGCUGGUGCUUUCCUGCGAUCUCUGGCUGGCUUCAGCUUCCCGCUUUUUGCGCCAUAUAUGUAUGCCUCUCUCCAUUAUGGCUGGGGAAAUAGUGUGCUGGCCUUCAUCGCUAUUGCCAUCGGUAUUCCUGCACCAAUCUUCUUGUGGAAGUAUGGCGAGGCUUUGCGGAAGAGAAGUACCUUUGCGGCGGGAUGA